GACGGUUUUGUUUGAAGGCUUUCAACACCUGUCCUGCCUCGUUCGUCAAACAGAGCACAGUAAAAUUUUAGAAAUAUUUUUGGACAGCAAACAAUAGUAAGACGGAAUGGAGAGGAAACCCUUUCUGUUCAAACAGUAUGAUUUGGGUAUGGAGACCCUUUUCACAUUUGAGGACGAGCGAAUGGAUAAGAAAUCCCAUCCCAUCAACGGGGAAGCCGCCUAUCGGGACGCAGCUGGUAACACCCAUCCGGUCAUACGGCAGUUCAUCUUGCGCGGGGGCAUAGUCAACUAUUUGGGAAAGGUUCUGAUGCAGCGUUGGACGGAUUGGCACAAUCAUACCAUGCAGGAGGAUGCUGUCAAUCUGGGGGAAGAGGAGGAGUACCAGAAGAACCGGACUGCUGCCAAGGAGAACCUCCACAAGGUGGUUCUGGAGCUGCACACAAAGCUGGCAGAGGCGCAUCGUCACCUGAAGCGCGAGAUGAACGAUCUGUUCACCUAUGUGAUGGAUAAGCACGAGCUGUGGAACUGCAAGGAGUACUUCAAGGUCAAAACGGUUCUAGAGCUGGCCAACAAGAAUCUAAUCAAAUUUGCGCCCCCCAAAUUAGGGGAUUAGUGCCAACGCACGGACUUUCCUUUA
Molecule: messenger RNA, 637 nt
Organism: Drosophila miranda
Lineage: Eukaryota; Metazoa; Arthropoda; Insecta; Diptera; Drosophilidae
Exons: 1
Coding region: 107-613 (168 amino acids)
Source: RefSeq, a predicted model, not a curated record